CGUGUCUGUGACGCCGAGCCGUCAGAAUCAAAACAAACCUCCGUGUUGUUUGUUUGUCUCCGUCUGUUCUGCUCUGAAAAACUCUUUAAAACAUUUUUAAAACGUCUUAAACUCUCCUUGUUGUCUCCUGUCAGCGGCUUCAUGGUGUUUCUCUGAAGUGGCAGCUGGAGUUUACCGGUAACGGCUCGGUAACAGUCCGGUAGCUGCUCGGUUAGCGGUUAGCAGGUUAGCAGCCAUGGCUCAGCAGAGAGGAGUCAACAGUCUGCAGUUCAACCAGGACCAGAGUUGUUUCUGUUGUGCGAUGGAGACUGGAGUGAGGAUUUAUAACGUGGAGCCGCUGAUGGAGAAAGGUCACCUGGCCAUGAGCCAGGUGGGAAGUGUCGCUCUGUGCUCCAUGCUGCAUCGAUCCAACCUGCUGGCCGUCGUUGGAGGAGGAGUCAACCCCAAGUUCUCAGAAAUAUCAGUGCUGGUUUGGGACGACGCUCGAGAGUCUCGUGACCCCAAAGACAAACUGGUUCUGGAGUUCACCUUCACCAAACCCGUCCUGGCUGUUCGUAUGAGACACGACAAGAUCAUCAUCGUGCUGAAGAACAGGAUCUACGUGUACAGUCCCCGACAACCGGUUAAACUGUUCGAGUUCGACACCAGAGACAAUCCUAAAGGUCUGUGUGAUCUGUGUCCCAGUCUGGAGAAGCAGCUGCUGGUGUUUCCGGGUCAUAAAUGUGGAAGCCUCCAGCUGGUUGACCUGUCCAACACCAAACCCGGCACGUCGUCUGCUCCGUUCACCAUCAACGCCCACCAGAGCGAGAUCGCCUGCGUGGCCCUCAACCAGCCGGGCAGCGUGGCGGCGUCGGCGUCCCGCAAAGGGACCCUGAUCCGCCUGUUUGACACCACCACCAGAGACAAGCUGGUGGAGCUGAGGAGAGGAACCGACCCGGCAACGCUCUACUGCAUCAACUUCAGCCACGACUCGUCCUUCCUCUGCGCCUCCAGUGAAGGAACCGUCCACAUCUUCGCCCUCAAAGACACCAAACUGAACCGGCGCUCAGCGCUGGCCCGGGUGGGGAAGGUGGGUCCAGUGAUUGGUCAGUACGUGGACAGUCAGUGGUCUCUGGCUAGUUUCACCGUCCCAGCAGAAUGCGCCUGCAUCUGCGCCUUCGGAAAGAACACGUCCAAGAACGUCAACUCCGUCAUCGCAUCCUGUGUGGACGGAACCUUCCAUAAAUACGUGUUCACUCCUGAUGGAAACUGCAACCGAGAGGCCUUUGACGUUUACCUGGACAUUUGUGACGACGACGACUUCUGAACUCGAGGAAACACGAAGAAACGAACUGACCUGAUGCUGAAAUUCUGUUUGGAGACGGAAAAAUGGAAACACAGACUGUUUAUCUACAGUGAAUAGAAACAGUUUCUAACCAAACUGACUGGCUGAUGUUGUAUUUAUGGGACGUUACUAAUAAAACUGAAAAUAAAAUCA
Messenger RNA from Acanthochromis polyacanthus (spiny chromis), 1477 nucleotides. RefSeq names its product WD repeat domain 45 (gene wdr45). Gene Ontology annotation, molecular function: phosphatidylinositol-3,5-bisphosphate binding; phosphatidylinositol-3-phosphate binding; protein binding. Gene Ontology annotation, cellular component: extrinsic component of membrane; phagophore assembly site membrane; cytosol. Lineage: Eukaryota; Metazoa; Chordata; Actinopteri; Pomacentridae. Gene Ontology annotation, biological process: protein localization to phagophore assembly site; autophagy of mitochondrion; nucleophagy. The record is from RefSeq and is a predicted model, not a curated record.